Salvia splendens (bonfire salvia) is the source of this 840-nucleotide messenger RNA. RefSeq lists its product as uncharacterized. The transcript has 3 exons. Bases 1 to 840 code for a protein of 279 amino acids. NCBI's taxonomy places the organism in Eukaryota, Viridiplantae, Streptophyta, Magnoliopsida, Lamiales, Lamiaceae. The record is from RefSeq and is a predicted model, not a curated record.
AUGAAACUAAUUCUUGAAGUUGAAGAGCUCAUCACCGUGGAGUAUAAGACGGGGAUUAGCUGCUGCUUCAUUAUCAGAUUCUCAAUUCUUCAUCAGUUACAACAAGAAAACAGAGAACACUUUCUUUGUGAGGCAUCUUCCAUUCUAGGCUACCGAUUUGUUUCUGUGAAUAAAGUCUCCGAUCACAUUUUCUUCGUGGACGUAGGUGCUCAAGAAUCUACUAUUGGUUUUCUAAAUUUCAUUCCUGUGCUAAAAGGCAAUACCUAUGCAUCAUGGAGAAGCAAGGUAUUGAUUGGUUUGGGGGUUGCAAAUUUGGACUAUGCACUUCGGACGGAGCAACCCGCCCCUCUUAUUGAUGAAAGUUCCGAUGAGAAUAAAUGGAAUUUUGAGAGGUGGGAACACUCCAAUCGCAUGAGUCUUAUGAUUAUGCAACAUGCCAUCCCUGAAAACUUUCGCGGUACUGUCCCGAAAGAAGCAACAACUAAGGAAUUCCUCGAGGUCAUUGAUAUGAAUUUCGCAAGCAAUGAAAAGGCUGAAACGGCUUCAUUGAUGCAUAAACUUGUGACCAUGAGGUAUAAUGGCCGAGGGGAAAUUUGGGAGCACAUUAUGGAAAUGUCAAACACUACUUCAAAGCUCACUACACUUAAUUUGACGAUCAGUGAUGAUCAAUUAGUGCAUUUGGUUAUGAUAUCUCUUCCUCAUCAAUUUGAUCACUUCAAAGUUAGUUACAAUACUGUGAAGGAUAAAUGGUCAUUGAAUGAGUUGAUUUCUCAUUGUGUUCAAGAGGAAGAGAGGAUGAAGCAAAGUAACGGAAAGUGCUCACUUAGCAACAAGCUAUAA